Molecule: messenger RNA, 5232 nt
Organism: Malaya genurostris
Lineage: Eukaryota; Metazoa; Arthropoda; Insecta; Diptera; Culicidae
Product: transcription factor GAGA-like
Exons: 7
Coding region: 977-2428 (483 amino acids)
Biological process (GO): regulation of transcription by RNA polymerase II
Cellular component (GO): nucleus
Molecular function (GO): protein binding
Source: RefSeq, a predicted model, not a curated record
UCGGCCAUCACAGAAAAAAAUUUUCAUCCGAGUGGAGUAGCAGCAAGGUUUUCUCGAAGUAUCGCUCUGCGUUUCUGUACCGCUAUACGAGCAUAAAAUUCAGCGCAAGAGCAUAACUGAGUCGAAAGAUCAGGCCGAGCUUGUUGAACUCUUUUUAUCCUGUGGCUUACAAUCGCCCACUGGAAGAGAAGUUGUCCAUCGUUCGCGCGAGCAAACGCGAGUCAAAUUCGAGUGUUUGUUGGUGGUGCGCCUCGGAGAAAAAGUGAAAAUCCUCGUUUGGGGUAAAACCCCUUAUAAUUCCCACAGACAUAAUUAUAAGUCGUCAAACAUAAGGAUUACGUUUGCUGAAUUGUAUUACGGAGCGUGAAUACUCGUAGUUUCACCCAAAUUCGCGGUACUGAAGCCGAGCGGAACUUUUUCUUCAUUUUUCUGCUGUUGUAGCCCUCUUGGCUGACGUUGUUGGAGAGACAUCUUGGGAAAGUAGAAAAAGAAGCAUAAAUAGUGCUCUGUGAUGCAGAGCAAAAAGAGCUACCAAGAGUAAGCUCUAAUUCGGGUGAUUUGCUCCCGGAGACCUUUAGAGCAGGAAAAUAAACUAUCCCGUAUUACAAUCGAACUAUUUCGGAAAUUUUCCGAAUUUGUGGUUUCAUUACUAGGUGGAUCAGUAAAAACGCAGAAAAUUAUAUAUAUUUUACGUGCUAGUGAGAGGCGUGAGUAUCGUUGUGGUGGUGUGAGCAGAAGCUCUAUUUUAGAGAGCCAUAGCGCAUGAGACGCAAGGAACGCAGAGAAGAAACGAGAGGUACUAAACGCGGAGUGAGUUUUAUCGUAGAACAAGUAACACGAAAAAGACGAAUAUUUCUAGUUAAGUAAAUAGCACCUGAAACGGCGGGAGUGAAGUGAGAAAGAUACGAUUAGUAGUUUCAAGAAAAACUAGUAACAGAGAACUAGUGAUACUUCGUGAGGGAAAAGAACAACGAAAAUGUCAUUACCGAUAAACUCUCUUUACUCCCUGACGUGGGGAGAUUACGGAACAUCGCUAGUAUCCGCCGUACAGUUGCUAAGAUGCCACGGAGAUUUGGUGGACGUAACACUGGCCGCUGGUGGUCGGAGUUUUCCGGCACACAAAAUAGUACUGUGUGCUGCCAGUCCGUUCUUGUUGGACUUGCUAAAGAACACCCCUUGCAAGCAUCCGGUCGUAAUGCUGGCCGGUGUGAAUGCUAACGAUCUGGAAGCGCUGCUCGAGUUCGUCUACCGCGGGGAAGUGAGUGUUGAUCACUCGCAGCUACCCUCGCUUUUGCAGGCGGCUCACUGUCUCAACAUUCAGGGACUGGCACCACAAACGGUUUCCCACAAGGACGAUAACACAACAUACACCACAUCAAUCCAGUUGCAUCCUACUCUGGUACCACAGAAUCAUGCUGUUAAGGCCGUCAUCGACGUUGGAAACAAUGUUUGCACGGAAGAUCUCAUCACAACAUUGACUCCCACGCAAACCGUUCAAGCCCAGGUUAUCGAAACAAUUACUCCGGAACAGAUGACCGAUGAAGUCACCAAGGAUGUGAUCAGUCAGUUUUUACCUACCCGUAAACGCAAGCAACGUACGAAGAAACCCUCCCAAUCGGGCGGCCAGAAUAUCACCGGAGUGCAGGCGACCGCAACCGUCACAGCUGGAGGAACCAACGCUGCUAAGGUCUUGAAAACGGACGAGGAAGGAACGAUCCAAACGAUCAUUGUAAAUAGUGCAGAAGAAGCCGCUAAUGUUGUGAAAGACAUUAAAAAAGAAGCGACAGCCGAUGGCGCCUCGGUUAUGGAAUCAAAGGACGGAAUCAUCAAAAUUAAAAAUAAAUCGCAAUCGGAACAACCAGCCACUUGUCCUAUUUGUCAGGCCGUUAUCCGUCAAUCGCGUAAUUUGCGUCGUCACUUGGAACUACGACAUUUUAAGAAACCAGGCAUGAAAAAGGAACGCGUCAAAAAGAACAAACAAGGCAAUGGACAGGCAAACACUAGCGGCACCAACGGCAGUGGAGCUGGAAAUACAACUGCAGAACAACAGGCACAUGCACAGCAACAGGCUCAACAACAGACGACCAUCGAAACGGCUGGAACGAUAUCGGUUACGGUUUCACAGGCACAGGCUCAGCAAAUCGAACAGGCAGCAGCAAACGGACAGCAACAUGUAGUGACCCAGCACGAAAACGCCGACGGCACCACUUCGCUCUCAAUUGCCCAGGUUCAGACGUUGGACGGACAUCAACUGGCGAUUGGAAAUUUGAAUCAGGCCACUCUAAUCCGUACUGGUGAAUCGAUUGAAGCAGGAAUUAUUGCAACCCACGAACCCACUCUUCGCCCGCAUACCGAGCUGUUCCGCGUCGGCAAUACCGUCUACACGAUAGAGGAACGUCGACCGGAUCAGCCGAAUCGUUUGACUUAGAACGAUGACGAAGACGUCGACAACGGGGGCGACGUGUACGAGAUUGUUGAGGGGGUCGAUUACGAUUGCAUCAUCGAUAGUGGCGUGGAUGUAGAAAUUGAGGAGGAAACCGGAGAGGGUAUUGUGGUGGAGGACGAAGAGGAAGUCAUCAUGGAGUCCGGAGGUGCUGGUGGCGGAGUUGAUACCAGCGGAGGUGUAAUUAUGGAUGCUACUAACGAUGAUGAGAAUGGUGAUUUAAACAGUGACGGGCAGCUCCGGCAACAACAUUCGCACCAUCAAGUAGGAACGCAAACGGGGGAAACCACAAUUGUCACCGUCACUACAGCUGGCGGUAACAUUGCCAAUGGUAAUCGUAAUUCGAUCUCCACCAACAGAAACAGUAGUACUAGAGCAAGUAACACCGCCGACGGAGAUUUGGCGUCGUCCUACAAGCACUUUUUUAUUCUUUAAUUUGCUAAACAAAAGCAGCAGUAGGCACUACUGCCCGGAAACAAAGUGAGAAAAAAACACGUUUUUUCCAAAUUUACUAAAAUGAAAUGCUAAGAUGAAACUGAGUGAAAAAAAUGUAAAUACUAAUUUGCAUUGGGACGUGUCGAGAAUGGUUUGUUUACGAACGAACGCAAGAACAUUCGGACAUAUGAAAUAUAAAAUACGUCAAGCAGGAUGAGUAAUUGGUUGUUGACAAUGAGGGAACUUGUUUUAGUAAAAUUUUAGCGAAUCGCAAAAUAAAAGUUAAUCAAUUUCACACAGCUAAGGUUAGGUUUUUCACAAUGACGUUUAUUUUUAAAACAGAUACUAGAAUGAUUCAUAUUUCAUAUGCAAAUAUAUUUUAUUGCUUUGUAAAUAGCUACUUAUUGGACAAAAAGUAACGAUUAUAAAUAUGAAUAAACAAUAAACGUAAAACAGUAAAACAAUAUUACAGAGAUCUUUACCAUAAACGAAAAUGGAAGUAAAUUCUUUCACCUGGCAGAAAAGCGUUAGAACACAGUGCAAAAUCAACGAAUGAACGUGUUGUAUGAAUAAUGUUUUACUAAGAAUGAACGAAACGUAAAUCUCAUUGGGUCAUCCUGCUUUUUUGACAUGUUUUUGAUUAGUUUUUAUUAUUAUUGCCUUGCAAUGUUCUCAGAAUCAACAAUUGGGAAACCAACCUGCUAGAUAAUGUCUUUUACCGAAGAUCAAAUUCCAGCAGUCUUUUUUAGCAGCUGUUCGAAUCAUUUCCAUUAUAGCGGAAUUACGGAGUACUAUUCAAAGUGACAGAUAACGAACAACGCUCAAAUUGUAACAUAUUCCUGGAAAGAGAUUGAAAAGUGCACACCUUUGGAUACUCGUUCCAUUCAAUAAUUAAUUAUUUUGAUUAUCAUUUACAACUACACUGCCCACAUCGCAAAAAUGAACAGAUGUGUUGCAACAUUAAAAAGUAAAAAUUGGACUAUCAUUGCGUUUUAAUGUAAAUAACGCAAAACAAAAGAAAAUAGUAGGUUCUAAUCUGUUAAUUUGCCAAAGGAGUGUACACUUGAAUUUCUACACUGGUUUUUAAUAUAGGUUUUCUUCAACAUCAAUAGCGUGAGAAAACAAUAGUGGAUCAGCAAAAAAAAUCUUCAAACGGUAGCAUUUUCAACCGUAUAUAGUUUAUCUUGAGACGGUGUGUGUGUUCUAAUUGUGAAAUAGAUAAUGUACAACACGUUUGUAAGUUAUUGUACUUGAAACCAUUUUAAAUAAUAAAUUUAAAAAAUACACCGAAUGAAAAAAGUAAUUUAUAUUAUUCAGCACAUAAACGUUAAUUGGUGGAGCAAACAAGUUUAAUGAUUUAAGUGUGAGAGUGCGUCAUCAAUAGUUCGUAAGAGUUCAAUAAAAAGAAAAAACGAAAAUGACCGUAACUAUACAAUUUUAGCAUAUACAUACAACAUUUAGUUGGUAAGUACAUUUCUUUUUUAACACUAGCAAUUAAUGACCACAAAAGAUUUUUUCCUCCGAUUAAACAUAAACGAGAAUGAAGAAAAAUUAAGAUGCUGCUCUACUUUUUACAAAGAGCGUGUAAGGAAUUGCUGGUAGCGGCAAAUAAACAAAAAAAAGUGUAAUAUUUAGCAUAAAGUGUGUUGCAGAAAGGAGUCCGUUUUCGAAAUCAAAAUUAGAACAAAAGUACAACCGAAACGAAAUCACAGAAAGUCAUGAAUCCAUGUUCGAACGUUCGAAACUACUUAUUGGAAAAAAUUAACAAGGCGAUACAUUCGAAGAAACUUAAUGAAAUUGUAACUUGUUAACGUGUGUUUGUAGUUCUUUUUUUCUUUGUUCUCGUCACUAAAGUGUGCAUUUAUGGUAAGCUCCGAUAGACCCCAUCAGCUUACGUCACUACAAACAAAAAACUUACCGUUUGAACAAUUUUUGUAACAAUUUAGAGAAUAAUAAAUCCAUGUAAUCGAUGGUUCAUUAUCUUCGUACUGUCACAUAAAUCUAAUGAGCAACGCUAAUUUCAUCUUAUCGUAGAAAAGAGGACUCACCAACGUAAAAUCAUCGGAUACAUAAUGUAUAGGUAGAUUGUAUCGUGCAUCUCACACUUUCCAUUCAUAAUUCGAUAAAUUAUUAUCAAUAUGAUGUUUAAACGAUAUGGUAAAAGAAAAACAACUCCACCACACAGUAGCAAAUCAUAUCCGGAUCGACAAAGUGGAUUGAAUUUAUGGAAGCAAGUGACAGAGGAUAUGAAUCAAAUUUAAAUCUAAAAGUAAAAGUUUUUCCAACUCGAAAAACAAAACUAGACAUACAUGUGUGUACAUACAAAUAAAAAUAAAGUGAAAAACAAUGUCAAA